Molecule: messenger RNA, 2992 nt
Organism: Anarrhichthys ocellatus (wolf-eel)
Lineage: Eukaryota; Metazoa; Chordata; Actinopteri; Perciformes; Anarhichadidae
Product: arachidonate 15-lipoxygenase B-like
Exons: 14
Coding region: 353-2458 (701 amino acids)
Biological process (GO): lipid oxidation
Molecular function (GO): protein binding; iron ion binding; oxidoreductase activity, acting on single donors with incorporation of molecular oxygen, incorporation of two atoms of oxygen
Source: RefSeq, a predicted model, not a curated record
GAGAGCCCAGUGUCGGUGCCGAUUGCAGGGCUAGUUUUAAGUCAUUGAAAGCUUGUUCAGCUUCUGAUGUUCAGGUCUGUUUGUCAUGUGAGGAGAGGCAUUUGCCGUGCAUUAGAGCUCCGAGGGGAGCUUCCAUAGGAGUAUAAUUGCAAAGGCAAGACCUGCAAUAGGAGCACAUACCUAGAAAUGACAUAAGGUGCUUUUUAGUCAGAGGCUUAGGUAGGUCAAUGAUGGCAGAAACGCAGUCUCUGGAAAGCGUUUUCCCUUCACCAGAAAUGUCAUGUCCCAAAAAGGUAACAUGCUCUCUAUCUAAAAGAUAAGACUGUAAUAGAUUGGUGAGAAAAAACAUUUAAUGUUAGUUAUAUCUUUUGGCAAUGCCAUUUUCAUUGUGAUUCAUGGUUAUUUUUCUCUCCCCACCAGGAUUCCUCUGCUUGCCAGUAUGAAAUUGGUGAAUUAUAUAGUGACCGUGGCCACUGGCGAUCUCGCCUUUGCCGGCACUUUUCACAAUGUCUAUAUUAAGCUGGUGGGCACAGAUGGAGAGAGCGAACGCACCUGGCUCGAGAGCCUCAAAGGGGCUUUAUCCUUCAUGAGUGGAGCAGUGUCAAGUUUUACCGUGUCCUGCUCCGUCUCCAUUGGAAAGCUGGUCCUGAUUGAGAUAGAUAAACAGCCUCUCCCACUCUUCCAUGAAGACACUUGGUUCCCUGCCAAGGUGGAAGUGAGAUCCCCUGAGGGUGACACCUACAACUUUCCCAUCUACCGCUGGAUCACUGACGGUGAGGUGCACCGCUUCAGAGAGGGAACAGCUCUGAGAGUCUUUGAAGACGACCAUGAUCUUGGCAAGUACAGUCGGGAUCAGGAGCUGAAGCAGCGAGAGGAAGUCUAUCGUUGGGAUGUGUAUGUAGAGGGAAUACCCCACUGCAUAGAGUCAGAGGACCCUCUUGAUCUGCCUGAUGAGGUCCAGUUCUCCUACAUCAAGUCAAGAGAGUUUUGCUUCACUGCAGUCACUGGUCUGGCUGAGCUGCAACUGAAGGGACUUUCUGACUGCACGAAGAACUGGCCUAAUAUUGAUGCUAUCCAUCGGGUGUUCUGCUGCAAACGGACUGACAUAUCAGAAUAUGUCCAGAAACAUUGGAAGGACGACACUUUCUUUGGCUACCAGUUUCUAAAUGGUGUCAACCCCAUGUUGAUCCAACGUUGUUCAGUCCUGCCCAACAACUUUCCUGUCAGUGAUGACAUGGUCUCCUUCGGUGGUCAGUGUAGCUUGGCAGGUGAAAUGGAGAAAGGAAACAUAUUCCUGUGUGACUACAAGCGUUUGGAUGGGCUGAAAACAAGUAUCAUCAACGGGAAGAAGCAGUACUUGAUGGCUCCCCUCGUCCUGCUUCACAAAACACCUGAUGAUGACCUGGUGCCAAUUGCUAUUCAGCUGAAGCAGACUCCAGCAGAUGAUAAUCCCAUCUUCUUUCCUACUGACUCUGAGUACGACUGGUUGACGGCCAAGAUUUUUGUGAAAAGUGCAGAUUUCAAUGAGUAUGAACUCAACGUUCACCUGCUGCGCACUCAUUUGCUGGCUGAAGUUUUUGCAGUGUCACUGCUGCGCAACGUGCCCAUGGUGCAUCCGCUGUACAAGCUCCUUGUACCUCACACUCGCUACACUCUACAGAUCAACAACUUAGCUCGAGGUCUACUAAUAUCUGGGACUGGAAUUUUCACUCAGUUUGCAGCUUCUGGUGGAGAGGGUGUGAACACACUCCUGAAGAGAUCACUGUCCUCAGUGACUUACCGCUCCCUCUGCAUACCAGACGACAUUGUUGAGCGUGGGCUGGAGGAUGUACCGAACUUCUACUACAGGGAUGAUGGACUCAAGCUUUGGGAUAUCAUCCACAGGUAUGUGAAUGGAGUGCUGAGCUUCUACUACAAGAAUGACACUGAGGUCCAGAAAGACUCUGAACUGCAAAAGUGGAUUUCGGACAUUUUUGAACAUGGAUUCCUUUCUCAAGCUGGCACAGGAAUUCCAGAGAUCUUCACCACCGUGGCUGAGUUGGUCAAGUUUGUCACCAUGGUGAUCUUCACCUGCUCAGGACAGCACUCGGCUGUGAAUGCUGGACAGUAUGACUACGCUGGCUGGAUGCCCAACACUCCCCUCACCCUACAACGUCCUCCACCAACCACAAAGGGGACAACAAGUGAGGCCACAAUUCUGCAGACAUUCCCUGCUGUCAACGCAACGGUUCAGAUAGCGGCCACCGUGUGGCUACUCAGCAGGCAGUCCACUGACUCUGUCCCUCUUGGCCAGUACCCAGAGGAGCAUUUUAGUGAGAAGAUUCCCUGCAAGUUGAUAAAGCAUUUUCAAGGAGAGCUUCAAGUGUUAAGUGCAAUCAUCAACACCAGAAACAAUAUUCUGGAGGUCCCAUACACAUACCUGGAUCCAAAGGUGGUAGAAAAUAGUGUGUCCAUUUAAAUAUCUGAAGGUGUGACCUCCACAGAUGUUGGCCAAAUUCAGCUUGCUAUUAACAAAAGUGAGAAAGGGAAGAACUGCCUGUUCUGUUUUUUUAGUGGAAAGAAACACUGCAUGUGAUCGUUGUGGGAUUGAUUUAACUGAAGUAAAAAUGUACCAUUUUAAAUCAUAAGCCACACCUUACAUUUUCUUAGUUCGUCAAUAAAUAUACAGUAGAGAUAAUCAAAAUACAGUUGCAAAGGUGUCAAUUUGCUUUACUUUUGCUUUCUAAACACAAGAAUGAUUUUAUCUGUUAUUUGUUCUGGGAGAACUCUACAGCAUAUGUGCUGUGUUACAGCCAUUCACUGCUAAUUCAUCUACAGUCUGUUGUCUUUGUUAGCUUAUUUGUUCUGUUCCAAUUGAUACAGAGCAAUAAAUAUAUAGUUUUUGUGAGAAAUAACUAUAGCUCUGUGUCAUCAACAGACACAACUUUUAAUCAAGCUUCUUUCAGUGAACUUCAUGUGCUAAAGAAAUACAAUUAAACAUGGUGCAUAUAAA